Messenger RNA from Pungitius pungitius (ninespine stickleback), 4525 nucleotides. It is a transcript of the gene hycc1, whose product is annotated as hyccin PI4KA lipid kinase complex subunit 1. Bases 1491 to 2996 code for a protein of 501 amino acids. The record is from RefSeq and is a predicted model, not a curated record. Lineage: Eukaryota; Metazoa; Chordata; Actinopteri; Perciformes; Gasterosteidae. Gene Ontology annotation, biological process: phosphatidylinositol phosphate biosynthetic process; protein localization to plasma membrane. Gene Ontology annotation, cellular component: plasma membrane. The transcript has 12 exons.
GGCUGCUGGUGUACUUAAUGUUUUUUGACAGCGGAGCCCGGCAGGUCGUUAUAUCAGCAUCACAGCUAGAGUCACCCGUGCCCGUUGUUUCAUGAAAUACCACGCUCUCCUUUGAGCAAUGAAAACUGUCUCAAUCGUUUCUCAUUUCAUUCUCUACCAAUGUCAAGUACAGAAUCUGGGACAUUUAAAGUUUCAUUUUACAGCAAAAAUAUCUGUAGGCAUGGAUACUUGCAGAUGUAGCAUGUUUUAGCUCAAUGAAAAAUAUAAUUAAAUGGGGAAAUUGCAGAGCGUGGAAUUCGACAAUCAUGAGAGACAUAUCCCCAUUUUUAGCCUGAGACAAGUGGGAAAAAGAGAGAGCAUUAUCUGUGAAGUUAAUCAUCGGUCUCUUUGGGCUCACAGCAGAAAGACGAGGAGUUGAAGGGGCGAGAUGAGGGACAUCGAUGCACCACUGGCUUAGAAGCAACAGAGAAAAGAGCGUGGGCGCUAUAAGAGGAUUCCUCCCUGGCAGAUCUCUGUAUACGUCUCGCUCAGCCCUCGAACACCAGGAGUCGUGUGUGUGAGAGAGAAUUAGACGUGGUUGGUGGGUAAAAGCAGAACUCUUUUAUGCUCUAAGGAGGUGGGAGGCGGGCCAAGGUAGUCCAAAUAAAGAAUAUAGCAACAUGGUACUAAAGUAAAAAGAUGUCAUUACAAAAUGCAGCAAACCGACUCCUCUGAAUGGUUCACCUACAGCUUUUUCUCCCUUUCAUCGGGAAGUGAUCUUGGAGUCCGGUCCAGCUUGUUGUAAAUAGUUGACUGUUGACCUAGUUUGUAGACUUGGGUGGAGUCGUUGCUUUUAGUUCCUUGUUCUGAAGUAGGUGCCGAUAAGCAAUUUAUUUGUGGAUUUGGUGUGUCUGCACGGUUGGGAAAGCUGAAGAUACAUUACUAGUUUACGUUUGUUUUUUGAUCAGAUCUAUUUUACUCUUCGUCUUCAUGUAGCUUUGAUUCAUUGAGGCAGUUGUUGUUUUCAUUGUUGUCAAAGCCACCUAACCAGUAGUCUUUGUCGCCUGCACCUUGUGCCAAAGAAAGGAAAAAAAGCAGCUGAGGCAGCUCGGUCACUCUCAAAACCACCCACUUUGUCUCUCUCUCUCUCUCUCUCUCUCUCUCUCUCUCUCGGCUUCCUUUCUUCCUUGUUGGUCGUCUCUCUUCCUGAAAGAAGUUUUACCAAAACCUAGGCCAAUGUGAAAUAGGAAAUGAGGUAAUCAGCGGGGAGUGGUGUAGUUUGGGUAUCCCCCCCUAAUUCAUUCUCACUCGGACCCGCUUAAGUUCUCCACCAGCCUUCGCAGAAAGACGAUGCCGAUGACAAACCCCAGAUGCCAGCGUGGACAGAGUUGACUGGUUGAAAGCGACUCUGUAGGAGGAACCCUUCCAUUGAGGAAGACUGACUCACCCGCUGUAAUCACAGCCUUCACUUUGUGAUUCGGUAGAGGUGACUCCACUGCAGAUGAGGGAACAUGUUGGCUAUGGACCAAGGAGUGGUGGAGGAUUGGCUGUCAGAAUUUAAGACCCUCCCUGACAGUGCUGUUUCCCCCUAUGCUGCCGCACUAAAAGACAAAGGUGCCCUGGUCCCUGCACUCUACAAGGUCAUCAGAGAGAACUACAGCGAUUUGCUGGAGCCAGUGUGUCACCAGUUGUUUGAGUUUUACCGAAGCGGUGAGCCGCAGCUGCAGCGCUUCUCGCUCCAGUUCCUGCCAGAGCUCCUGUGGAGCCUCCUGUCCGCCAGCGCAGCCAGAGACCCUCACACGUCGGGCUGCAUCGAGGCGCUGCUGCUGGGCAUUUACAACCUGGAAAUAGUUGAUAAAGAUGGACAAAGUAAAGUAUUAUCUUUUACCAUCCCAUCCCUCUCUAAACCGUCAGUGUACCACGAGCCCUCAGCCAUUGGCUCCAUUGCCCUUACCGAGGGGGCACUAGCCAACCACGGGCUGAGCAGGGUGGUGUACAGCGGGCCACACCUCCAGCGGGAGACCUUUACGGCACAGAACAGGUUUGACGUGCUGACCUUUCUGCUGCUGUGCUACAACGCUGCUCUCAGCUACAUGACCUCCACCUCCCUCCAGUCCCUCUGCCAGCUCAGCUCCAGGGUCUGUAUAUGCGGUUACCCGCGGCAACAGAUGCGCCACUACAAAGGCAUAAGCACGCGGCUGACGGUCACGUCAGAGUUCCUGGUUCAGCUCAUCACGGGGAUACACUACGCCUUGUGUAAUGGGGAGGUUGAACUGGGAUCCAAAGCGCUGGAUGACGUUCUCUAUCGGGCCCAGCUGGAGUUGUUCCCUGAAGCUUUAUUGGUUGGCAAUGCCAUCAAGUCAUCGCUGCACGGCGCCGCGCUGAAGAGCAACAACAAGGAGGGUGCGCGGAGUAUCCAGGUGGAGAUCACACCCACCUCCUCCAGGAUCUCCCGAAACGCUGUCACCUCCCUCUCUAUCAGGGGACACCGCUGGAAGAGACACGACGCGGUGGAUCUGGGUUCCCCGGAUGAGCUGAUGGAUAUCUCGGAGUUGGAUGAGGGGGUGUGGCCCGGCAGGAUGGGGCCGGACAUUACCCCACCCACCAUCACAAUUAGCAACAGUGUCACCACGUUGAACCUGGGGGCCAAGGCCAUGAAGAAGUGUCGGCUCGGCGGGCGCACCAGCAAGGACAAGGAAGCGGGCCCUCUGACAAUAAGUCGGGCCGCCAGCGAGUGCGCCGAGCUGUCCGUCAAGCGACUGACGCUCACCUCCAGCCAAUCGGUGCCCAAGGCCGGAGCUCUCACCAGCUUGACGCGCACCGCCAGCGCCGUCUUCUCGCGUUCCUUCGAGCAGGUGGUUAGCAACAACGCCGCUCCCACCAGCAACCACACCGCCUCCGAAGUGGGCCGCUAUUCAUGCAGCCUGCAGGAGGACGGACUGGGGUACUUGAGCCCGGCGCCGAACCACACGCAGCGCUCGCCGACCAUCACCGUGCACCUCGGCGCUGACCUUUGAACCCUUUUUGCGACAUCCCGUGACCCUGUACCUGUGACCCGGAACUCCAAGCCAUGCCAACUGCAGCAGGACAAAAACCCAUACACACAACUCUCGCCGCUAACUUUUUUUUAACAUGUGAUUGUUUGUGCUGUAAAGCCGCCCUGCUCCUCUCCCCCCCCCCCCCCCCCCCCCAGCAGAGGCUCCUCCGGCUACACUGACUUUUAUUUGUGAGCCGCUGCCCGUGAAGUUGUGCCAGAAGAGAGAAUUGCAGAGCUGCCUGUCUGUAAAUGGGUGAACUUGAAACGUAUUACUAAAAAUGUGGGAAAGUAUUUUAAUCGGCACUUGUUUGCCCUGCAUGGCUUUCCAUACAUCCAUCCUGACCGUGGCCAGGUUUCUCACAGGGCAGAUGUUGAGUAUGUGUAAGCAUGCUCGAGUGUUUGUACAAUUGUUUUUAGAAUAAAGGCUGCUAAUUGUUACAAUGUACAAGGUAUGAUUCUGCAAGUUGAAGCAACUUUCAACUCGUUUAGAAAAUAAGCAUCGAUCCCUUUUCAUAGCAAUACAAAUCUCUCCUAUUCAGUGUUUUUUUUUUUUUUGUCAACAGCUUUUUUUUAUAUGUAUAUAAAGAUAAUCUGCAUUCUUCCUCAACACAUCAGGAAAAAAUGACCACUCAAUAAUCAACCAGUAUGCUCAGAAUAUUUUUUUGUUUACGGUAUUGUCAUUGAGAUGGAGAAGCAAUAUUUGUGUCCUUUCCACUCGCUCCUUUAAGUCCCUUCCUGAAUUUCGAUUGCAAAAAUAGAACUCCCAACUACUCGCACAUGACAAAGAUGAUUUUGGGGGAAUGAUUGGUGUGAUGAUGUAAGUAUUGCAUUUUGCACUUAAAAGAGCAAAAAAAAAAAGUUGUUUCAAUGUUGGUAUUUUCUUAUAAUGAACAAUAGAGGUCAGACUCUCAACUGUGGUAUUUUUUUCCUGUGAGACAUGAUUUGUUGUCCCUACACAAAGCCACAUACUUCUGCAGAAGCAUCUGAUGCCCCUGAUUUAAAGAUGAAAAAAAGUGAACCACAACUGUAACCGAAUCUAUUCCUGUGUGUUCUGCAGUGGGACAUUGUUUGGGUGCAAUGAGGCGUCUUUCUUUUUUCUCUGAUCCAUCCACCACUCUAGCUGUUUGUGGUACUUUGGUGACGUGUUUCCUGUGUCCCUCCUUCUUGUUCGCAUCGUUAUCAUCACGUCACAAGACGCGGUGAGACACUCUUGUACCAAAAAUGGAAUUCAACUCCACCCAUCUGCUACGUUUGGUUUCCUAAAUCAAGCUCCCCCACCCUCAAGCAAAUGUCUAUUCAGUUGUCAGUGUGCUCGAGCUGUCGAGUGCCCACAGCUUGGUGGAACGAUAACAAUCAUCGCGUUUCUGUAUGUGAGUUUACAGAAUGUGUUAUUGGGAAGUUCGUGUUGUACACCAAACUGUUGUACUUAAGUUGGUUUAUAUUGGCCUUUCUAUGUCUGAAGAUUACUCAUUGCUACAACAUCUCAAAAUAAAGUGUUUCUAUAUUUCA